Molecule: messenger RNA, 582 nt
Organism: Gracilinanus agilis (Agile Gracile Mouse Opossum)
Lineage: Eukaryota; Metazoa; Chordata; Mammalia; Didelphimorphia; Didelphidae
Gene: TMEM221
Product: transmembrane protein 221
Exons: 2
Source: RefSeq, a predicted model, not a curated record
CUUAACAGGGCCGACUGGUUCCUGUCAGAUAGCCGCUGUCUCCGGCAUGUCUCCAUUGGCUUCUUCUGCUGUGGAGUAUCUGUGUAUUUAGCAGCUCUGUCCAUCUACAUGCUGUUGCUGUUUGAAAUGGAAACGGGCAUCGUUGGCGCUUGCAUCCUUUCUUCUGGGAUAAUGGUCCUGUUAAUCACCCUCACCCACGUCCUGCUCAGGGCAUCGAAGGCCUCCCACCGACGCCUGCCCGAGCCGGCCCACACGCUCUAUGAAAACAACUCAGCCCGCCCCACCAGGGACUUCUACAAGCAGGCCCCAAGCGUCAGGGCACGACCUGACAUCCACCGGGAGUUCUCCUACCCUCCUUUCCUGGAGGCCCGUCCUCACCUGGCUUCCUCCUCACUGCCCACUGGGAAUCCCGUGCCUGCUGAGGAGGGUAGCCGCGUGGCACCCAGGAUGCACCGGACGCUUUCGGCAGAGUCGGGGCUGCUGGGGGCCCGGGCCAGACCUUGGAAUGGGGUGGCUCAGGAGAUGAGGGGGGUGCUGAGUCGAAAGGCUGGCAGCUCUGGGAAAGACUCUACCCUGGUGUGA